CUUCUCUUUGGCAUCCGCCGCCCAUUUACUCAAUGGAAUGCCAUUUCAGUUAUCCGGAAUGCUGGUGUUGUUUUUUUUUCCUCCUUUAAAAAAUAUUCAUCAGAGAUCAUAAACAAGAACUAGUCACGCUACAUGCCCCCCUCCCUCCAACGUGGUGGAGUGAGGGCAGGACACCUCCAACUGAAUCAGCAUCAUCCACGGCUUUUGAUUCAAACUCUGACGUGGCUGAAUGUAAAAUGCAUGGGGGGGGUGCACUUGAACCCCAGAGUGAGUGGGUGGGUCGGGGAGACCAAGCAGGCUUUCCAAAUGCUUAAUGUAAUCAUGGGCCAGCUGCGUGCACUUGUAAAGUUGUUAUAACCCCCUCCUUGUUAUAAACAGGAAAGCGCAGAAUAUAAAGCAAGAGACCCGCAUUCACAAAUACCAGCUCUCCCCAGCCAGCUGCCAAAUUCCCCUUUUAUGGUCUUUCUUGCUUGCAACCUCAGCCCCAUUAGAAAGACCUUAGUUUCUCCCCCUGAACUUUCCAAUCGGGUUUAUUUUGAAACCUCCCUCAACUGAGCUGUGGACCAGGUAACCCACGCCCUACCCAGCUCCCUGGCACCAUAGGUGUGGGCUUCAGGAAAAGCUGGGCUCCAGGAUCCUCUUCCCUGGGUCCCCAGGAGCCCUGGAGGUCAAGGCUUGCUGCCUCUGGGAUACUAGCCCCUAGCAAGGGCCGUGAUUCCGCGGGGCAAGCCCAGGGUCUGCUCCCUUGUCUCAUCAGACUCCCAAACCUCUCUGAUGGAGCCGCCUCUCCGCACAACAGAUGUAAAAGCUUGCAAAGAUCUAGGAAGGCAUCCGGUGAGACUGUGCCAUCUCUACACCUCCUACGAAGCCUGGGAGAAGAAAAGACCUUUUGUGGGAGGCCGGGCUGUUGCGGGGGCUCCCCCAGGUCAGGGGUAAAACUCACCCCUGCGCUCCGCCCCCCAUCCCCACCUCUCCUUCCAGGCCCCGCAGACCCCGCUCCCAGGCACCGGGGCCCACAUCCUGCCUCGCUGACUGUGUGUGCUCACAGCGUCAAGGGGUGGACGUGAUAUUUCAAACAUCAGAUCAGUGCGUUUAUAUAUUGGGUGCCCGGAAAUUUUUCCAAAUAAACACAGCUUGAUUCAACUUGGGUGGGCGGACUUAUCAACAGACUAAUUCUAUAAACAAAUGAAGGAAUAGCCCCGAAACCGAUUGGCUGGUAUCAAAAAGACACGUGGAGGGAAAAGCUUGGAGUUUUUCAGCAAUGAAAUUUUAAUUAAUGUGGGUGGGCUGAGAACACAACGACUGUUUAUCAUAGACAAUUUAUUUUCCAGCGCUAAGUCAACAUAUAAUAGCAAACUUACAACAAUUAUUUAACAUUUUUAAAGCCAUGAAGAAGGGACAGAGCGUGGAGCGGCCGGGGAGAGCGGCAGAGCGGGAGGCAGACGCACGGCAGGCUCCCCGGGAGGGUCCUUGCGGCGCGGGGCGCAGUCCCUAAGCCGCCCGGGCCCCUGGCCUCGCGGGGAGCUCAGCGCCGGCGCGCGCUCGCCAUGAGCCACCUCUUCAGCCCCCGGCUGCCGGCGCUGGCGGCCUCGCCCAUGCUCUAUCUGUAUGGCCCCGAGAGGCCCGGGCUGCCUCUGGCCUUCGCCCCCGCCGCCGCCCUGGCGGCCACGGGCCGGGCAGAGCCCCCCCAGAAGCCGCCCUACAGCUACAUCGCGCUCAUAGCCAUGGCGAUCCAGGACGCGCCCGAGCAGAGGGUCACCCUCAACGGCAUCUACCAGUUCAUCAUGGACCGCUUCCCCUUCUACCACGACAACAGGCAGGGCUGGCAGAACAGCAUCCGCCACAACCUCUCGCUCAACGACUGCUUCGUCAAGGUGCCCCGCGAGAAAGGGCGGCCGGGCAAGGGCAGCUACUGGACGCUGGACCCGCGCUGCCUGGAUAUGUUCGAGAACGGCAACUACCGUCGCCGGAAGAGGAAGCCCAAGCCGGGCGCCGGGGCCCCGGAGACCAAGCGGUCUCGUGCGGAGACGCCAGAGCGCACGGCAGAGGCGCAACAGGCGGGGAGCGGGGCAGGGCGCCCCAGCCCCGCGACCCCCCGCCACGAGGGAGCGCCCUCGCGCCCCUGGCCCCUCCGGGAGGGCUCCUCGCCGGCGUCUCUCCUCUGCCCCGGGCUCGAGUCCCCAGAGGUGGAUGCGGGGGGCGGCGCUGUCCAGGUCGCCGCGGCGGUGGCGGCGGCGGUGGGCCAGCAGGCGCGCCCGGUGGACCGCCCGGGGACCCCUGCGCGCCCCGCCUGCCGCAGCUCUCCGAGGAGCUCCGACAAGUCCAAGAGCUUCAGCAUAGAUAGCAUCCUGGCGGGACGGCAGGGCCAGAAGCCGGCGCAGGGCCGAGCUCGUGGGGAGUGCAAAGCAGAUCAAGGCGGCUGUUUGAGGACCUCGCUGCUGGCCGCCUCCACUAGCUCUGUCCGCCUUCAACGCUCGCUAAUGCUAGAACCGCACGUCCAGGGCGACUUCUACCAGCUCGGGAUCCCUUUCCUCUCCUACUUCCCUCUGCAGCUCCCCGACGCCGUGCUUCACUUCCAGUGAGGCGGCCCAGAGGAGCCGCUCCUCCCCUGUCUGCCCUGGUCUGGGCUUCUCCGGAGUCACCAUGGCUCCCCGCUGCUGGGGGAAGGAGUCUUAAAAAACAACAACAACAAACAUCUUUUUCUUCGCGGCGGUGUGGAUCCUGGGAAGUGUUUCCAACUUAUGCGCGCAGGUGUGUGUGUGUGGGGGGGGGGGGGAUGGGGGGGCGCUUCUUGGAGGGGACCUUCCCCGGACCUGGACGCCUUCGGAUAUUUUAAAAGAUCCUGCCCCGCAGGGAGUUUGGGCAUCUCAGACCUCCCACCGCGGGAGGAGAAUUCCUUGACCUGAGGUCAGUUUAAAGGUGUGAUCUUCGGCCACCCACCACAGGUCCUGCGUGUCUGGGGCACACGAAGGCCAGACACCCCGAAGGCAGGACGGCGGGAGGAAGAGUGGUGGCUACCCCUUGCCCUUGCCAGCUCCAUCGUCGCUGUGACUGGGGCCUGGGCUCCCACAGGUCUGGGAGAUAGGUGGGUGCUCACAGCUGGGUUUGUCCCGGAAGUCCAGUUGUGGGGACACCGAAGUGACCCUGUUUUUCAGGUUCUUUGCCAGAUCUAAGCCCUGGUGAGAGGAUUCCCAACCAAUGUCCAGCUGGAAGAUGAGGAACCACAUUUUUAUUUUAAAUAGAGAAGCUUUCUUUCUUUUUUUUUUUCUUUCUAGACAGGAAAAGAAACAUGUUCUAUUCUUUGGCUAAACACUUGACUCUUUUUACUAUAACAAUUGCUCUGUGAAAACAUUUAUAUUAACAACUGUUAAGGAAGUGCACUCUAUAUAAUUUAGCAUUAGUCAUUAGUCAACAUACAUGUUCUCCAACGCACAUUACCAGCCAUAGCAGUAGUCCGAUCUCUUUACUUUUGUUUUUAAGGGAGCAAAGAUUUCAGGGGGGGACCGGAAGUGUGUGAAGAGGAGGGAAGAUGUCGCAGACAACAUAAGAUUUCCUAUUUUCAUGUCUUCUUCAAGAUCUAGGUUUAACUGCUUUUACAUUUCCAGAAUUGGGUAGUGAAGGACUACCAUCGUCAAAAAAGUUGGGUGAACAAACACAUGAAAAGCAGGCAAAGGGAGAGAUGGGUUAGGGGCGGAAGAGUAAGGGAAUCUGCUGGUGGCCCCUCUCUGGAACCAUAGAACAUAAGGCAUGCUGGGAGGAUUCUUGUAGACAUUCCCAGCCCACUGCGUCCCAGUCUGCAACGUGACCCCGUUCCUCCCUCCAACCCCUACCAAGCAGACCCAGAGCUGAAGCUAAAUAAACCCAUCAUGGAGGUGACUGGAAGUCUGGUGGGAGGGGUGGGUUGCAAGGCAGGGGUCUGCAGCAAAGAUCUAGUUAAGAAAAUUGAGAUUUUUUAAAAAAGAAAAUUGAGAUUUUUACAGUCCAGUUCAGCUCGGGGCUUUUGGAAAAUGGACCUAACCUCUGUGGUAUCUCGCUUUGGGUUAUCUUAGGAGUUCUGAAAGCCGAUCUCCUGAACCUCCAAGUUACUUUAAUUUUAUCUGAUGUGGGAUAGGCACAAUAUGUCAUAUGUUCUGGAGGUGGGCUGCGAUAGGUCUUCAAAAUGACCUUUAAAUAGUUUCUAGGACUUAUAUAAAAAUGAACACGAACUUUACAUUAAGAGAGCCUAUUGGCUAAUAUGUUGGAAAGGACAUUUAGGAGAAGCCUAAUAAUUUAAUAAUUUGUGGGCACAGAGUUGACUGUCUGAGAAUUCAUCCUUAAAGCUAUGUGCUACUGACUCAUACAUGCUUCCCUGACGGCAUUCUACCCAGGCUGGUGGGAACACAUUAGUGAGCUGCAGAGCGCCCUUGCCGUUAAGGACGUGGAUGAGAUUUCAUUGCUGAGAUCUAGGCUCACUGUGAUUGAUUUAAAAUGUGGCAGAAGGGCUGCCAUUGGCUAUUUUGUUAUCCCAAAGUCUCAGCCUCUGUGAAUAAAGUUGUUUUUUUUAUUAA
This is a messenger RNA of Myotis lucifugus (little brown bat), 4547 nucleotides long. RefSeq names its product forkhead box L1 (gene FOXL1). Lineage: Eukaryota; Metazoa; Chordata; Mammalia; Chiroptera; Vespertilionidae. The record is from RefSeq and is a predicted model, not a curated record. Gene Ontology annotation, molecular function: DNA-binding transcription factor activity, RNA polymerase II-specific; RNA polymerase II cis-regulatory region sequence-specific DNA binding. Gene Ontology annotation, biological process: cell differentiation; anatomical structure morphogenesis; regulation of transcription by RNA polymerase II.